AUGUAUUUCACCACCAUUUCCCUCGCCUCCCUCGCAGCCUUGACCCCAAUGGUCAGCGCCCUAGGCAGCGCAGUUGUCCACAACAAGUGCGAUUUCCCAGUCUACCUAUGGUCCGUGGACAGUUCAAUCAGCGACACAAUGACCCUCGUCGCCAGCGAAGGUGGGUACUCCGAAGUAUACCGCAGCGAUGACACGACCGGCGGGAUUGCCCUGAAAAUGACACUGGAAGAAGACGGCCUGACCACCAGCAAGCCCCAGACCAUCUUCUCCUACGCACUCAACGACGAUGAGAGUAAGAUCUUCUACGACCUCUCCGAUGUAUUCGGCGAUCCCUUUACCGGCCACACCCUCUCCGUCACCCCGUCCGAGGACUCUUGCGAGGGUAUCUGCUGGAAUGGGGGUAUCUCGGCCAGCUAUGUGAGCAACACGGAGGCUUGUACCCAGGAUGCUGAUGUCACCCUCACCCUGUGCGCCGAUUCGUGUUAG
Messenger RNA from Penicillium waksmanii, 486 nucleotides. Its product is annotated as putative BYS1 domain protein. NCBI's taxonomy places the organism in Eukaryota, Fungi, Ascomycota, Eurotiomycetes, Eurotiales, Aspergillaceae. The transcript has a single exon. The coding region runs from base 1 to 486 and encodes 161 amino acids. The record is from RefSeq and is a predicted model, not a curated record.